Argiope bruennichi is the source of this 1012-nucleotide messenger RNA. RefSeq lists its product as uncharacterized. Bases 105 to 899 code for a protein of 264 amino acids. The record is from RefSeq and is a predicted model, not a curated record. The transcript is spliced from 6 exons. NCBI's taxonomy places the organism in Eukaryota, Metazoa, Arthropoda, Arachnida, Araneae, Araneidae.
AGCAUGAGUAUAUAAGAAAAAGGAAACGCUUCUGAAGACACUUACCAGUGUGUGGUUUUUAAAAAUAUUGGAGAAAUAUUUUUAUAGUUUACUCUGACCUCAACAUGGCUUCCAGGAAGAUUAAUAUUCUUGAGCAAUCUACCAGAGAACAUUCAUUGCCGUCUACUGUAAAUCGUGCUUCUGUCAGAGUGAACGCAGCAACCAGAUGCUCUACGCCAACUCAAGAUCGUAAUCUUGAUGCUUCGUCGAAGCUUCUUAUUCGCUCGUAUCCCGAGUAUUCUGCCAUAGGAGUGACUGUUCCAGCCAAUGGCCAGUCACUUGAUCCUGAGGAAACUGAACAGUCAGUGGAUGAAGUUGCCAGCACUGGCUGCGGUGCUUUCUGGAAAUGGUACACGAAAACAGCCAUCAGCUUCAGAAAUUCCAGCUACAUCCAUAUUCUUCAAUUUGUGUUCUCCUACAUGCCAGUGUCUGCAAUAAUAAUGGGACUGAUAUUCAAUAAUGAAUGUCCUCAAGUUUCGUUUUUGCCAUUACUCGUAACAGUACUGGGUAUUGUUGGUAUUGUAUGUAUCGGCCUGUGGAUCGCUCAUAGCUAUUGUGAACACUGCGGGACCGCUUGUUCCACUUUCCUGAAGUGCUCGAUUAGCGUAUCAUUCGUGCUACUCGUGUCUAUGGUGGCUAUGGAAACGUACAUCAUCGGCUGCAUUUCGCCGAGCUUUGAUACAUCUGCUCAAGAAUAUUGCAGCAAGACGUUUUACUUCUACGUCAUCUACAAGGAAGUUGUUUCUGCGGGAGCUCUGAUCUUGGUGGCACUGCUCUACUUCCCUGGAAGCGGCCUCCACACUUGCUGCCGAGACUGCUCGGCCCCUUCUCCAGCCAGCGCAUUCUUCCCCGGGCCUUAAUUGAUAGGAAGACCUUGCUCUUCCACGCAUUUUAACUGUUUUUAUCGAUUAUUGCUUGCAUUGACGAUUCGCCAUUUCGGCGACUACAAUAAAAUUGUUUUCAACUUACUGGA